AGCCGCGCUCUUGCGCAGCCGCUGUUCCCAUGGCUACUCGGCGUGCCGAACUUUUUCACUUGCGAAGGGAGGCGGUCAUCCUGCGCGUGCUCGUUCGCACCGUUUUCAACCACUUGCCUCCAGAGAGCGGCUUGGGCCGAGUGCACAAGGUGUGUCGCACCCUUCGACGUCUUCUUUCGCGGUCGCGACACGAGUCCCUAGUGGGCCGAGCAGUCGCGGACUGCGAGUUAGCUGCCGCGUACCUAAUGCAGCGAAUGCGAAACGGUCACCAACUCGAGACUCUUCUGCUGCUUCUCGCGUCCAUUGCGCGCGUACGCAGCCUCUGCCAGCGGCUGGUCAAGGAGCCACGGGGCGACCAGGACGACGCUUCCAAGCUAAAGCGUCUGUACCGCCGCUUGCUCAAGAACGGUUGCGAGAAGCCGCCACUGAAACGCGCGGUCCUACGCGCGCUGCGUUCCGUACGCGCGGGUCGCAGUACCGUCGCCGAGGAGGCACGAAAGAUGCGCGCUCUGUGUGGUGUGUGAACCGGCGAGCCGACGUUUUAAACCUGAACUUGUUCCUCCGGACUGUUGUUUUGCAGUGUCGGGGAGAGGUGGUAUGCCGGGUCGCGCGCUGCUGAUCACCGCCGGCUGGUUGACGUUCAUCUACUGGGGUUGGCUCAAGAUCGCCCGCAACGAGAUGUUCGUGCCCGCCGACGAGAGGAAGCCUCUGCCGCACGAACUGCUGUACAACUACGUCACCACCGGCCACUGGGACGGCAACACCGAGUCGGCCGAGCCGAGUGGCGACAAUAAAGGAAAGAAGGAGGCGUG
Rhipicephalus sanguineus (brown dog tick) is the source of this 812-nucleotide messenger RNA. RefSeq lists its product as uncharacterized. The coding region runs from base 30 to 524 and encodes 164 amino acids. NCBI's taxonomy places the organism in Eukaryota, Metazoa, Arthropoda, Arachnida, Ixodida, Ixodidae. The transcript has a single exon. The record is from RefSeq and is a predicted model, not a curated record.